CAACUUCUGAUAAAUAAGUAGCGAUCGAUUACUUACUUACCCACCAUUCACAAGAAGAAGAAAAAAAAUGGGAGUUGCAGGAACAUUGGAGUACAUAUCAGACUUGAUGAACAGUGGUCAUAAACAGAAAAAGAAGAAGCAGCAGCUACAGACAGUCGAUCUGAAGGUCCGAAUGGAUUGUGAUGGUUGUGAGCUUAAGGUCAAGAAAGCUCUCUCUUCUCUUUCUGGUGUGAAGAAGGUUGAAAUAAACAGGAAACAACAGAAGGUGACAGUGAGUGGCUAUGUAGAAGCAAACAAGGUACUGAAAAAGGCCAAGUCAACUGGUAAAAAAUCAGAGAUUUGGCCAUAUGUGCCCUACAAUCUCGUCGCACAGCCCUACGCUGCUCAAGUAUAUGACAAGAAAGCCCCUCCUGGUUAUGUCAGAAAGGUAGACACCAGUGCUUCAGUUGGUGUUACCAGAUACGAAGACUCUUCCUACUCUUACGUCACCUUGUUCAGUGAUGAUAACCCUAAUGCAUGUUCUGUUAUGUAAGUACAGAACUACGGUUGUCAAGACGAGAUCGUUUUGAAGCCUUUUUUGAGUAACCCACGUAUAGCCUACGGUUAUGAAUGUAUGAUGGGGUUGUUGGGGUUUGAGAACCGUAUAAGGCCGGUGGAUGUAUGUAUUACAGAACCUCUAGUAAUUAACAUGCUAUCUCUUGCCAAACGUAUUUCUUUUUAUAUUGUAGUACUAAAUAAAAUGCUCUUUCUAACAAUCUGAUGUUAAAUAUAUCUAUUGGAUAACUAAAUAUUAAUGUGGAGAUCGGUUUUGGUUUAA
Messenger RNA from Lactuca virosa, 817 nucleotides. NCBI's taxonomy places the organism in Eukaryota, Viridiplantae, Streptophyta, Magnoliopsida, Asterales, Asteraceae. The record is from the annotation of a GenBank genome assembly.